Iphiclides podalirius (scarce swallowtail) is the source of this 294-nucleotide messenger RNA. NCBI's taxonomy places the organism in Eukaryota, Metazoa, Arthropoda, Insecta, Lepidoptera, Papilionidae. The record is from the annotation of a GenBank genome assembly.
AUGUCAAAAGCUGGUGGCUUUGCUAAGGCAUAUGAAAAACAAGAAAAUAUUUUAAAUCAAAAAGUCCAAAACCAGACAUUCUCCUCAUUACUUCGAAGCUCAAAGUUAAUUGAUUUAGGAGACCCUGUUGGAAAAAUUGUAAUAGGAAAAAUUUUCCAUAUUGUUAAAGAUGAUUUGUAUAUUGAUUUCGGAUGGAAAUUUCACUGUGUGUGUACACGGCCCACUUCACGUGCAGAAGAAUAUGUAAGAGGAGCUAGAUUAGAGUCACUGUUCCUCAAGACAAACAAUGAAAAA